AUGACAGACCUUGACGAUCCUGCCGUUUCUGUCUUCACUAAAGUCCCCGCAUUCAAGAAGAGCCGCUUGCUACUGCUCUAUUCUGAUUUCAGCCACUUGAUCGAUUCGAACCCGGAGGGCUAUGAUGCCAAUAUUCAUGCUUGGUGUGAACUUCUUAAACAGUGCUUGGUGCAACAUACUUUUGGUUCCAGUUUGACUCUCCCUGGUCAAGAUUUGGCAAUAAAACUACGCAACGAACAGUAUGGUGAGCCUAAGGGCUUAGGGCUUGUCUUGUUGAAACAGGUUCAAGAGGGGAAGUAUGUUCCAUGGUCCAUAUAUAAGGAUAUUGCCCCGAACCAUACCAAGUCCAUUUUAGACUUCAUAUCACCUUCUAAAUGGAUUGGAAGAGCAUAUGGUCUGGUAAGAACAUGGGCAUUUUCUCCGGUAGAUAGGAGUGGGCACCUUAUUGACGAAAGCUAUAUAUUAUGGGAUGUCCUCGUUGAAACUGGACAACAGCUCAAUGGAAAAUUGCAUGACCUAAUCAAAGAUGAAGGCAGCUACACAGCAAAGCUUUUAGAUGGAGAAAUGUUUAGGGGCCUUGUCAGAACUAUCAACCCUCAUAUGUCAGAACUUGAUAUUCAGGUGCUAUUGAUUUACCUUCAUAGGGACAUUGGUCUGGUGACUGUAAAAAACGACGAAAAACUGCCGGAAAUCACAUACAUCAAGAUGGAAAAGCUGCCAAUCACUGAACAAGAUCUUGGAAUUAUAAACAUUAAGAAAUGCAUCACGGACUUUCAAAAGCGAGUGAAAGUUUUAGAAAGAAGACUCGAUGAAGAGAUCCCAGGAGAAAUUAAAAGACUUCUAGAAAAGGAAUCAUCAGAAGAACGAGUCAAAAACAUUUUGAGGCAAAAGUCUGCUCUCAAAAAGUCGUUGGUCAAAUCACUUGAUGUGCUCAACCAAUUGACUCAUGUCCUAGAAAAGAUCAAUGAUGCGGAAAACAAUGUAGUGACGUUCGAGGCCAUGAAAGAGGCCAAGGAUGUGCUUUCGUCUUAUAAUAGCAAAUUGUCGCUCGCAGAAGUUGACGAUUUGCAAAUUCAGUUGGACGAGCAGAUAGAAACGACUAAUGAGCUUUCUGCAGCUAUGGCCGUCACGAAUAAUGUCGAUGAAACCGAAAUUGAUGAAGAGUUGGCCAAACUUGAAGAAGAAUAUGGAACAGCAAAAUCACAACCUAAAGAAGCAACGCCCAAUUUACCUUCCGUUCCAAAAAGUGAAGACACGAUUGAUGAAGCUGAAUUGGAAGAACGAGUCAAGAAUCUCACUUUAAUAGACACCAACGAAAGACAGGGACAAUCAAAAGAAGAGAAAAAGCCUGAAGAACCGUUAUUGGCUUCUUGA
Molecule: messenger RNA, 1374 nt
Organism: Clavispora lusitaniae ATCC 42720
Lineage: Eukaryota; Fungi; Ascomycota; Pichiomycetes; Serinales; Metschnikowiaceae
Biological process (GO): late endosome to vacuole transport via multivesicular body sorting pathway; vesicle budding from membrane
Cellular component (GO): multivesicular body
Source: RefSeq, a predicted model, not a curated record